This is a messenger RNA of Iphiclides podalirius (scarce swallowtail), 240 nucleotides long. NCBI's taxonomy places the organism in Eukaryota, Metazoa, Arthropoda, Insecta, Lepidoptera, Papilionidae. The record is from the annotation of a GenBank genome assembly.
AUGCGCGGCCAAGGCGUUAAAUUAGAAAAGCCUAGAAAAGACUUCAACGCACGCCAGCAAAACAAAUCGCGCGACAUAGAAACCGAUCGUAUUGCAUCGCGCGACCUUCGGCCGGCUGUGCAGUUCACGGCGCGAUCUCCUGCCGUCCACACAAAUCAGCUGGGCGACAGCACUCCCACGCAAAACAUUGAAAUUCAACACGCACUCACCGCAAACACGGCCGUCCCGGCGAUGAAACCG